Molecule: messenger RNA, 867 nt
Organism: Prunus dulcis (almond)
Lineage: Eukaryota; Viridiplantae; Streptophyta; Magnoliopsida; Rosales; Rosaceae
Product: protein FAR1-RELATED SEQUENCE 5-like
Exons: 3
Coding region: 1-867 (288 amino acids)
Source: RefSeq, a predicted model, not a curated record
AUGGAGUGUGAAGGACAGGUGACACCGGAAGUAAGCGGGAUUCGGCAUUCAGUGUUCUACAACGAGAACGGGCACAUUGACAGGAGAGGUAACAAGGAAUAUGUAUGUUGUAAACAGGGGUAUUCGUUGACAAGCACUGUUAGUCGUAAGAGAAGGCGGCGAGGUUGUACUAGAACUGGUUGCAAGGCUAAACUUGCGAUAUUGAAGGUGAAAGAGAAUAAUAAGUACAUUGUUAUAGGAUUCAAUGAGGUAAGCCUUCUUGUGGUGCAAGUAGAGAGAUUGGAAAAUGUUGGGUUUGUUAAGAGAGAUGUGUAUAAUUAUCUAAGGGACGUGCGUGGAGAGGUGAUUAGGCAUGAUGCAGAGCUGCUUAAGGAGCAUUUUUUGGCUAAGCAAGAAAAGAAUGAAUCCUUUUAUUUCAAGAUGGAGGUAGAUUUGGAAGGAAGGAUGGGUAAUGUUUUCUGGUUAGAUGCAAGGUCAAGACGAGCUUAUUGGUUUUUUGGAGAUGUGGUGGUAUUUGAUACGAUGUUCAACACUAACCCCUAUGGGAUGGUCUUUGUGCCUUUGUUAGGCUUUAAUAACCAUCGGCAGACAGUGUUGUUUGGUUGUGCAUUCCUAACUAGUGAAACCACGGAUUCAUUUGUAUGGUUGUUAGAGGAAUUCAAGAAAGCCAUGCCAGGUGAGCCUCCCAAAAUGAUCAUCACUGAUCAAGAUGUAGCCAAGUCAAAGGCAAUUGCUAUAACUCUCCUGACAACAUUCCAUAGAUAUUGCAUAUGGCAUAUCUUGAAUAAGAUUACAGAGAAACCCGGCAUUGGAGAAUGUGUUUCGAAAAUGUGCAAAUGCAUAUGGGGUAUGGACACGAAAGAAUAA